This is a messenger RNA of Solanum pennellii, 1211 nucleotides long. Its product is annotated as mitotic apparatus protein p62. Bases 144 to 1040 code for a protein of 298 amino acids. Gene Ontology annotation, biological process: male meiosis II. The record is from RefSeq and is a predicted model, not a curated record. The transcript has 3 exons. Lineage: Eukaryota; Viridiplantae; Streptophyta; Magnoliopsida; Solanales; Solanaceae.
UAUUUAAAUCUUCAUUGCCAAAAUAUAAAAACUCUGCAAAUUACACAGUCUAAAAUUCCUUCUCCAUUCUUCUCUGCAGAUUUUUCUUUUUUUUUGGGGAAAAUCAAGAAAACAGAGAUCUUGAAAACAAAAACAAAAAAAAAAUGGGAUGUUUUCUUGGAUGUUUUGGUUUUACAAACAAGAAACAAAAGCGUAUAAAGCCUUGUAACAAGUUUCAAGUGCAUCAAAAGUAUGUACCACUGGAUUCUGAGAAGGAAAUUGUUGUAGAUUUAGCAAAUUCUGAGCCCAGGGAUAAGCCAAAAGAAUCAUCAAAACGUAAGGUGAAAAAGAAAGUGAGUUUCAAUUUGGAUGUGAAGACUUAUGAGAGAAUACAAGAUGAUGAAAACAACACAACAUAUUUCUCAGAGGAAGAGGAGAAGACAAAUAAACAAGAAACAGCCAAAGCAAGUAUGUCUAUGUACCCUUCGAGUCAUCGAUACUAUAACUGCAACAAUAGUUACGAUGAGGAGGAAGACGAGAUAAUACUUGAGGACAGUGAUAUCGAUGAUCUAGAUGACGAUGAAGAAGAAGAAGACUAUGGUGUUAGUGAUGACGAUGAUGAUGAUGAUGGUGUUGGUGGUGAUGAAUCUGCAGAUUCUUUGCAUAUUGAAGCAGAAAACAAGUAUGGAAAUGUUGAAAAACUGAACACAGAUGAAUUGAAUGAAGUAAGUCGAAAUCAUAGGAGUUCUGUGCUUCUUCCAGUUGAAAAUCUCACUCAAUGGAAAGCAGUUAAAGCAAGAGGAGCACAACAAGUGAAGCAUCAGAAGGAAAACAUAAUCAAAUUGGAUGGAAAACCAGUAAACAGCCAUUGUGUGGACCUAAAUCCCAAAUACAACUCUAAGCCUAAGUCUAAGCUUCAAGGACAUGAUAUUUCAGUAGAUGCCAGCCUCUCUAACUGGAUGGUUUCAGCAAAAACAACAUCAGUAAAUGGAUCAGCUGUGUACUACAAUCAAGAUAGAGCUGCAGAUGAAGUCGUGCUUGAUGAAGUCAAUAUCAUAUAAACAGAGAAAGUGCAGUACCUAAAUACAUUUGGAUUGAUGUUUGUGUAAAGAAUUGAUUGUUUUUUUGCAUGAUUUAUGUGUGCAGUGUGUUGUAUUCUCUUCUCCGCGAGAGAAGAAAAGACAAUAAGAUUUUCAUCUGGGGAACCUGUAUUUGGUUGAUAGCAUAUCAUA